GUCCGGGAAUUUGAUCACCGGCGUAGUGGCGUUCAGCCCAAUAUAAAUUCAAAUAAUGUGCGGUACAUUAUCAACCCUGGUUAGGGUUUGGUGUGUGUAUCCGGAGAUAAUCAGAUAAAAUUAGCAUCGAUUAUGGCGAUAUCCUCCGUAUCAGCUGACUUGAGAUGGAAAUUUUGUCCGGUACGCCGGUCGACAAUCACAUUGCCACCUUCAAUUUACUUUCUUCGUUCUAACUUUAUUCCUAAAUUUACUUCAAUUUUAUCUAACAUUACAACUCCUUUUCUCGAUUAUAAAUCGAUUUCAAAUUCUAGAUUGACAACCAGUUCAAGUCCCAAUACUAUUUCUUCAAUUUGCAAUCUUUUCAAUUACGAUGAUCAUCAAACUUAUUAUUGUUAUUAUUUUCGGAGAAUGCUGGCUUCUUCAUUAGUACUUUUAGCUGCUACGUUUAUGUCUUUAUUCUUUACCCAACAUCCUGCACUUGCUGUUUCUUAUGGUAGAAUGGGAUCAUCUUCUAGGUCUAGUUCUCGGUCGUCGAGUUCUAGUUCAUCAUCAAGGCCUUUUAGGACUAGUUCAUCCUCAUUCGCAAGUUGUAGAAGACGUCGUCGUCGCAACUAUUACCAAGAGAAUAGUAUAACCUGUACUAAUUGCAGUUGCUUUAAAGAAAAAAAGAGUGAGCUCGAUAGUAGUAGUAGUGAUGUUAAUAAUGGCACCAACUUAUUGACUUCUAAUAGUAAUCGCAAGGGCCACAGUCCUUGUAAAUGCACGUGCCACUCUGCCACAAUUCCUAAACCAGUCUGGGUUAUAAUAUGCAUAGUGUUUAUACUUUUUGUAAUCAAAGAGGGCAAGCAUCAAAAUUCUGAUUGCAAAACAGAGGUGGCGGACAUUAGAAUGGGAAGUGUGCUUAUGGUUCAGGUUGGGAUUCUAGACAAGAAGCGAGAAUUGCAAAGGAAGUUAAAUAGAAUUGCUGGAACUGCGGACACAUACACCAUAAAGGGUUUAAACAACCUUAAGAAAGAAGUGGUGAAAGCUCUACUUGAGCAUCAUGAUUCCUGCCAUUUUGCUUAUCUAUUUGCAAAAUACGAUGAUAUGGAAAAGUAUAGCAGACCAUGUUUCAGAGGAUUUCUAGAGACAGAGGUUGCAAAAUUUGACAAAGAAGAUGAGACAUUUGUGAAUGUCGAUGGUGUUAUAUGUAAAAAGGAUUUUGGAGGGAACGUUAUCAGCAUAGACAAUGAGUAUUCAGUGGUAACGUUGUUGGUGCUCGCUGAUGGCGAACACUGGAUUCCAUCAGUGAAGUGGCAUACACCAGUUGUGGACAAGCUGGACGUUAAAAUCGCACUGCAAAUGAUUCGUUUAAUCCGAAUGAGCAAUUUAGAGGCUCUUGAGGUGCUGUGGACCCCACAAACAGAGAAUGACAGUAUAUCGGAACAAGAACUUCGUAGAGAUUUCGGACUUCUAAUGAGACCUGUUAAGUUAAUUAAGAAAAGCCUACUCUCUUGGUUUUAAUAUGCCCUGUUAUUAUACAUAUGGUAAUUAGCAUUUUUAGGGUUUAUUAAGAAACCGUAUAGCGGAGUCUCUUGGUUUUAAUAUGCCCUGUUAUUAUAUAUGGUAAUUAGCAUUUUAAGGCAUCGUAAAUUAUCGCUGUAAAAUAAAAGGUGACUAAUGCCAUUUUUUCUCAAAAUCUGAAAGAAACUCAUUCAAUAAACUGCACU
Daucus carota subsp. sativus is the source of this 1709-nucleotide messenger RNA. RefSeq lists its product as uncharacterized. The transcript has 6 exons. Bases 133 to 1503 code for a protein of 456 amino acids. Lineage: Eukaryota; Viridiplantae; Streptophyta; Magnoliopsida; Apiales; Apiaceae. The record is from RefSeq and is a predicted model, not a curated record. Gene Ontology annotation, cellular component: chloroplast.